Molecule: messenger RNA, 2041 nt
Organism: Phlebotomus papatasi
Lineage: Eukaryota; Metazoa; Arthropoda; Insecta; Diptera; Psychodidae
Gene: Myd88
Exons: 5
Coding region: 346-1785 (479 amino acids)
Biological process (GO): Toll signaling pathway; positive regulation of canonical NF-kappaB signal transduction; defense response to Gram-positive bacterium
Cellular component (GO): plasma membrane
Molecular function (GO): Toll-like receptor binding; TIR domain binding
Source: RefSeq, a predicted model, not a curated record
UACAAAGCAAAACUGACAUAUUUUGUGUUUUUCUUGUUCACCUUCGCCUGCAUGAUUUUUUCUCUUGUUUGUACACCAAUUUUUCCUGCCAAUUUUAAUUUCAAUUUAAGUUCGUGACUCUCAAAUUUUAUCCAUUGACAAUUAAUCUUUUUGUGAUAUACCCACAUGCUUGGCCGUACGUGCAUUAACCAAAAAUCACGGGUAUAAUGUUUGUGAAACCUGUUGCGCACUGAAGUUUUUGUGGCUGUGACCUAUUAGCUGUAUGAUAACGGUCAAGUUGUGCUGAUUAUUUUUGCAAAACCGUCAGUCGAUUAGUAUUGAGUGAGUGCUUGGCGAAGUUGCACGAUGGUGAAUACAUCGCUGGUGCCCGUGAGCGAUGGUCGGAUUGUCCGGGAGAAUUUUGUGAGCAACGCACAUACCCGGAUAAAUUUAUUCGAUGUGCCAGUCACAGCCCUUCGUACUAGAACGCGAGAUCACUUGGCACUCCUGCUGGACCCAAUAAAGUAUUUACCCUCCGAGGAGGGUCACCAACGUGAUUGGCGCGGUCUAGCCGAUUUUUUAGGUUUCCGCAAUCAACACACGGCCUUUCUGGCCACACAGCGAAGUGCCACAGUGAAACUUCUGGAGAUGCUGGGCAAACAAGUGGGCGAAGUGAUCAGCCUGGCAGAAUUACAGCGAAUUCUGGGCAUCAUUGAUCGAUGGGACGUUAUAGACGACACCAAUCAGUCAUUCCUGGAGGAUGCGGAAAUAUUUUUGAGUGCCAAACCAAUGUUUGUGGAAUUGCCAGAAAAGAAUGACACCGAUUUGGAUGAUGACAUUAAUAUUCUCACCAAUGAUGAUGCACCAGGACUUCCGCAGAAAUAUGAUGCAUUUGUCCUCUUUGCUGACGAGGAUAUUGAAUAUGCCACAGAAUUAAUUGAACGACUUGAGGACAGUGGUUUUAAGCUUUGCGAAAAGAGCAGGGACUUGAAAGCUGGACACUUGGAGCACGAGGCCAUUUGUCGGUUGAUAUCUGAAAGAUGCAGUAAAUUGAUCUUAAUUGUUACCCGUGCCUUUCUUCAAAGUGCUGCCAAUACAUUCUUCGUGAAUAUGGCUCAAGCCUUUGGUAUUGAAAAACGUCGUCGAAUGAUUAUUCCGUGUUUGUAUGAAAAUUGUAUUCUGCCACCGAAUCUCAGUUUCUACUUUGUACUCAAUUAUCAGAGAUCUGGAAAAUUGUACAAUUUCUGGGACAAACUAAAGCAAUCAAUUCAGAAUACACCGGCAGAAUCACUAGCUUCACUUCCCGCCAAUCCACGUAUCACAAUUACCGAAGUUGACUCACCACAGACACCCAAGGUUCCGGCAUUGACUAGUGCAAAGUGCAAUGAUAAGACUCUGGCAGAUUCUGAAACACCCACACAUCCUAUUUACAAUUCUACCAAGCCCAUCAUUGUGCUCAAGAAGUCCUACAGUCCAGAACCACAGAGGAAGAUCAUGCCACCACCACAGAAGCUGAGAACGGUAUCAAUGUGGGAAUUGAGCACCCAAGCAUCACCAGAAUCUGGCAAAGAUAGCAAUUCGUCCCCUAGGUCUCUCAAUGACACCCUAGUCAGUCCGUCCAGUGCAAGUGCCAGCAAGAAAGGCAAAUGGUACAAGAAACUACUCACGCCAAGCAGCAAGAAGACUAGUGAGAGUGGAAGUAGCGUCGAUGAUGAUGCCAUUUCCACCGGAUCCACAGCUUCCAAUGGCAAGGAGAAGAGCAAGAAGAGAUGGUUCACCAAGAAAAAAAUUGCAAUCGCCUUGUGAUUUUUCUUCGUGCGCAGGAUACCCUCCAGGAGGAUGACAAUUGUUGAACGAAUCAAUUUUAUUAUUUAAAUUUAUUACCACUUUUUAUCAUAAUCUUCUUUGUUAAAAAAAAAACGGAAGAGAUUUUGCAAUAAAUGGCCUAAACUGCGAUAAAAUGUCACAAUGUACAUUCCAAUGAAUUAGCUAAUGGAAGUGAUAAUUUAAAAGGAAUUUAUAAAAUUGUACACAUUUCAUUCAAAUAAAUACAUUUUUAGAA